Molecule: messenger RNA, 2065 nt
Organism: Platichthys flesus (European flounder)
Lineage: Eukaryota; Metazoa; Chordata; Actinopteri; Pleuronectiformes; Pleuronectidae
Gene: dnajc2
Product: DnaJ (Hsp40) homolog, subfamily C, member 2
Exons: 16
Coding region: 127-1971 (614 amino acids)
Biological process (GO): 'de novo' cotranslational protein folding; regulation of translational fidelity
Cellular component (GO): cytosol
Molecular function (GO): ribosome binding; Hsp70 protein binding
Source: RefSeq, a predicted model, not a curated record
UCGUUCCCGGUCAGGCACUUGUGAGUGGAGGCCCAUGUGGUUUGUCAAUGAGCGGCCAUCAAACCCCUGCACUUUAGGAAGCUUCCAGAUUUCAGCGGCCGACUGUUCGAGUAAUUUGUUUCCAAGAUGCUGCUCGAAGCGCUGGACAGUGAUGAGACGUUUGUGUUUGCAACCGCUGCGGCCUCUGUGCAGGUCCAGGUGGAACCUGUGGGGCGGUGGCUUGAAGCCUUCCUAAAGAGGAGGAGCAGGACUACGUCGGCCUCCUUCCAGGAGCUGGAGGAAGAGGAGGUGUCAUCUGAGGAGUCAGAUGAUGAGGAGUUUCAACUGGAGGAGUACCCAAUGCUCCGAACUCUCGACCCCAAAGACUGGAAGAAUCAGGAUCAUUACAGUGUCCUCGGCAUCCCACACUUGAGGUACAAAGCCACACAGAAACAGAUCAGAGCUGCUCAUAAAUCCAUUGUGUUGAAGCAUCAUCCUGACAAAAGGAAAGCUGCUGGGGAGCAGAUUGUAGAAGGAGACAACGACUACUUUACCUGUAUAACUAAAGCUAUAGAAAUCCUGUCAGAUCCUGUGAAGAGAAGAGCUUUCGACAGUGUGGAUCCGACCUUUGACAACGCAGUGCCUUCAAAGAAUGAAGGCAAAGACAACUUUUUUGAAGCCUAUGCUCCCAUUUUUGAGAGAAACGCUAGAUGGUCUUCCAAAAAGCACGUUCCCAAAAUCGGAACCAUGGAGUCGUCUUUUGAAGAUGUGGAUAAUUUUUACACUUUUUGGUACAACUUUGACUCGUGGAGAGAAUUUUCAUACUUGGAUGAAGAGGAGAAGGAAAAGGCUGAAUGUCGAGAUGAGAGGAGGUGGAUUGAAAAGCAGAAUCGAGCUGCCAGAGCUCAGAGGAAGAAGGAGGAGAUGAACAGAUUACGAACACUAGUUGAUACUGCCUACAGCUUGGACCCUAGAAUAAAGAAAUUCAAAGACGACGAAAAAGCCCGGAAGGAAUCUGAGAAGAAGGCGAAAGCUGAUGCCAAGAAAAGGGAGCAGGAGGAGAAGGACCGAGCCCGGCAGGCGGAGCUGGAGACAGCUCGUUUGGCAAAGGAGAAGGCGGAAGAGGAGGCCAAGCAGGUGGCCCAGCUGGCGAAAAAAGAGAAGGAGAUCCAGAAAAAGGCCAUCAAGAAGGAGAGACAGAAACUCAGGACGACCUGCAAGACCUGGAAUUACUUUGCUGACGAUGAGUCUGACAGUGUGAAGAUGAUGGAAGAAGUGGAGAAGCUUUGUGAUAGGCUGGAGCUGAUGAGUCUUCAGUCCCUGAAUGAAAUCCUGGCCUCGGCCACAAAAGAAGACGGCAAGGCAGCUGUGGAGAAGCAGGUGCAGGAGGUGAACAACCAACUGCAGAGGGAGAAGGAUGCUGAGGUUCAGGCGAGGCAGACAGCUCGCAGUGGGGACCAGGCCAGCGGCGGAGGAGGCAGCUCAGAGAAGGGCUGGAACCAGGACGACCUCCAGCUGCUCAUCAAGUCUGUCAAUCUGUUCCCUGCUGGAACCAACGCCAGAUGGGAAGUUAUUGCCAAUAAUAUGAACUUGCACUCCACCAGCGGCAUGAAGAGGACGGCCAAAGAUGUCAUUAACAAAGCCAAGAAUAUGCAACGACUCGAUCCGAUACAGAAAGAUGACAUCAACAAAAAAGCCUUUGAGAAGUUCAAGAAGGAGCACUCGUUUGUGGCACCCACCAUAGACAACGCUGUGCCCUCAGAGAGAUUUGAAGGCGGUAGCGCUGCACCCUGGACCACAGAUGAGCAGAAGCUUCUGGAACAGGCCCUGAAGACGUACCCAGUCACCACAGCCGAGAGGUGGGAGAAAAUCGCUGCUGUUGUCCCAGGACGGAACAAGAAAGACUGUAUGAAGCGGUACAAGGAACUGGUGGAGAUGGUUAAAGCAAAGAGAGCUGCUCAGGAACAUGUGGCACCCAAGAGCAAAAAAUGACAAGAACCACAAAAGACAAUAGUAUCCGUGUUAUUUUAACAUUAUUGUGUUGGUCUUUAUUUUAUAAUAAAAAAUUAAAGGACGAAAAAGACAA